This is a messenger RNA of Spodoptera frugiperda (fall armyworm), 411 nucleotides long. RefSeq names its product cyclin-dependent kinase 11B-like. The coding region runs from base 1 to 411 and encodes 136 amino acids. The transcript has a single exon. NCBI's taxonomy places the organism in Eukaryota, Metazoa, Arthropoda, Insecta, Lepidoptera, Noctuidae. Gene Ontology annotation, molecular function: cyclin-dependent protein serine/threonine kinase activity; ATP binding. Gene Ontology annotation, cellular component: nucleus. The record is from RefSeq and is a predicted model, not a curated record. Gene Ontology annotation, biological process: protein phosphorylation.
AUGUGGAGUAUCGGAUGCAUAUUUGCGGAGUUGAUUACAUUGCAACCACUGUUUCCUGGAAGUUCUGAGUGUGAUCAACUAUUCAGAAUAUUCGAGGGUUUGGGAACACCUACAGACACAACUUGGCCCGGCUACAGUGAAUUACCUGUAGGUAAAAUUACUUUUAAAAACCAUCCAACCGGUCGACUGCGGGAGACAAUGAAUAAUCUUCUUUCAAACGAUGGGCUAUCGCUAAUACAAGACUUUUUGCUGUAUGAUCAAGCGGCAAGAGUGACAGCAGACGCCGCUUUGAAUCAUCCAUAUUUCGAAGAAGAGCCGGUGGCGAUGGAGCCCGCCAUGUUCCUACCAUCGCUGUGGUCAGAGUACGUCGCGCAGAACUCCAGCUCUGAGACGGGAGAGAGCGAGCAUUAA